CGGACUGGGGGGCGCCCCCCUCCCGGCCGGGGGAGCGGCGCGCGCAGCAGCAGAGCAGUGACCUAAGACUUUUUGGAGGGCAGCACGCCUAGAGAUACACUCCAUCACGCACACUCCUCCAGCACCAUGUCAGGAAACUACACCCCCUCUUCUGGGGGCCCCUUCUCGGCUCUCACCCCCAGCAUCUGGCCACAGGAGAUCCUGGCAAAGUAUACCCAGAAAGAAGAGUUGGUGGAGCAGCCGGAAUUCCGGUACGAUGAAUUUGGCUUCCGAGUGGAUAAGGAAGAUGGCGCUGAGCCGAACUCCAGCAAGCUGCUGGGGAUUCCACUGACGGAGGAGCCACAGCAGAGGCUGAAGUGGCAGGCCCACCUGGAAUUCACGCACAACCACGACGUGGGGGACCUCACCUGGGACAAAAUCGAGGUCACGCUGCCGGGUUCGGACAAGCUGCGCUCACUGGUGCUGGCUGGCAUCCCACACAGCAUGAGGCCUCAGCUGUGGAUGCGUCUCUCUGGGGCCUUGCAGAAGAAGAGGAAUUCGGAGAUGUCCUACCGAGACAUUGUGAAAAACAGCUCCAAUGACGAAACUAUCUCUGCCAAACAGAUCGAGAAGGACCUGCUCCGCACCAUGCCCAGCAACGCCUGCUUCUCCAACAUGAACAGCAUCGGGGUGCCACGACUGCGCAGGAUACUCCGGGGACUAGCCUGGCUUUACCCAGAGAUCGGAUACUGCCAAGGCACCGGCAUGGUGGCGGCUUCCCUGCUGCUCUUCUUGGAGGAAGAAGACACCUUCUGGAUGAUGUGUGCCAUCAUCGAGGACCUGGUACCUGCCUCCUACUUCAGCACCACGCUGAUGGGAGUGCAGACCGACCAGCGUGUCCUACGCCACCUCAUCGUGCAGUACCUGCCACGGUUGGACAAGCUCCUGCAAGAGCAUGACAUUGAGCUGUCCCUGAUCACCCUGCACUGGUUCCUCACGUGCUUCGCUAGCGUUGUGCAUAUCAAACUGCUGCUGCGCAUCUGGGACCUCUUCUUCUACCAGGGUUCGCUGGUGCUCUUCCAGGUCACGCUGGGCAUGCUCAGUAUGAAGGAAGAUGAGCUAAUCCAGUCGGAGAAUUCUGCCUCCAUCUUCAACACUCUCUCGGACAUCCCGUCUCAGAUCGAGGAUGCGGAGGUGCUGCUGCGGGAGGCCAUGCGCGUCGCUGGCUCACUGACAGACAUGGCAGUGGAGACCCAGCGCCGCAAGCACCUGGCUUACCUCAUUGCUGACCAAGGGCAACUGCUCAACCCCAGCGCUGCUGUCAAUAAUCUAUCCAAGAUUGUGCGGCGCAGGACCCAGUGCAGGAAAUCUGGCAUCACCUCGUUGCUUUUCGGUGAGGAUGAUUUGGAGGCACUGAAGGCCAAGAACAUCAAGCAGACGGAGCUGGUGGCUGACCUUCGUGAGGCGAUCCUGCAGGUGGCACGGCACUUCCAGUGCGUGGAUCCAAAGAACUGCAGCAUUGACCUGACUCCGGAUUACACCAUGGAGAGCCACCAGCGGGACCAUGAAAACUACGUGGCAUGUUCCCAGAACCGCCGGCGCCGAGCCAAGGCACUGCUGGAUUUCGAGCGCCAUGAUGACGACGAGCUGGGCUUCCGCAAGAACGACAUCAUCACAAUCAUAUCCCAAAAGGACGAGCACUGUUGGGUGGGGGAGCUAAAUGGACUGAGAGGUUGGUUUCCUGCAAAAUUUGUGGAGGUCUUGGAUGAACGGAGCAAAGAGUACUCCGUUGCUGGCGACGACUCGGUCACAGAGGGUGUGACAGACUUGGUCCGAGGGACGCUCUGUCCAGCACUGAAGUCUAUAUUUGAGCAUGGGUUAAAGAAGCCGUCCCUACUGGGGGGGCCCUGCCACCCCUGGCUGUUUAUCGAAGAGGCUGCUGGACGGGAGGUGGAACGAGACUUCGACUCGGUGUACUCCCGCCUCGUGCUCUGUAAGACUUACAGGCUGGAUGAAGAUGGAAAAGUUCUGACUCCAGAGGAACUGCUUUACCGGGCAGUGCAGUCCGUGAACAUGACGCACGACGCUGCGCACACUCAGAUGGACGUGAAGCUUCGCUCCCUCAUCUGCGUUGGACUCAAUGAGCAGGUCCUGCACCUGUGGCUGGAGGUGCUGUGCUCGAGCCUGCAGACAGUGGAGAAAUGGUUCCAUCCCUGGUCCUUCCUGCGCAGUCCUGGCUGGGUGCAGAUCAAGUGUGAGCUCAGGGUCCUCUCCAGAUUUGCAUUCAGUCUCUCUCAGGACUGGGAACUUCCUAUUAAGAGAGAGGAGAAGGAGAAGAAGCCGCUGAAGGAAGGAGUGCAGGACAUGCUGGUGAAGCACCAUCUCUUCAGCUGGGACAUAGAUGGCUGACCCCGGCCACUGCAGACCUUCUAGACUGCCACACUCAACACACACACUCCUCCCUCCCCCACCCGUGGCUGCUCUCAGCCCAGCUGAAGCGACAGCCUCUCCAGCUCAGCCGGGCACUUCACCCCAGGCACUGGGUGGCUGGAGGGCUGUGUGUGGUCUUGCAGGCAGAAAUCCUUCCCCCAGCCUGUGCAGGACACCCUGCACCAGCUGCCCAGCUCUCAGUCCCAUGUGUUCCCUUGUCCCACAGCUGUAAGCCCUGCUCGGAGAGGAGGAGGGACUCCACCGGCCAGAUCUCUAGCUUCCUUUUUGGCCCACCCUGCUGCUCCUCUGGGAGAGGGUUCUUAAUCUGCCUCAUGGCCCCUCUCCCUACUGUCCUAGGGGUAGUGAGCAGAUCUGUGUGUCUGUCCAACAUUUCCAAGUGCCGCUGGAGCCCAGAAUGUGAGGGCAGCAGGUGAAGAGAGAGCUCCCCGUGGGUGCUUGAUAACUGCAGGGUCCAUUGAAGGGGGAGGCUGAGGAAUGCACAGAACUACUGGCUGACCUGAGCUUCCCUGUCUCUUGUGCUUUGGAAGCCUCCCUUGGUGAAAGAUCUUUUGUCUUGUUGCCCUAGCAGUGUAAGGGACGGAUGGGGGUGCUGACAAGAUGUGCCUAAGGGAGCAGCCAGUUACCAACUAUAACUGCCUUAGGGCAUGGGGCUUUUUCUCAAAAGUGUGGAGGCAAGCCCCAGUUCUCCCCUAGCCGGAGGGAGCAUCAUGCUGUUGUUUUAGCCUCUACCUGUGUUACUUUAAAUUAACCAAAAAGAUGUACAUGAUCUCUAGACAUAUCUGUAUAUUUUGGCAUCAUCUUAGCUCAGGAAGUGGGUUCAGGCCUGAGCUGGCUCAGGGAGACUAACUCAGCUCCUGCCCUGUGGGAAGAGGCUGAGGCCUAUAAGCUAGGAGUGGAGCAUCACUACUGCUGUAGGGUAGCUCUGCUCCAUGGCGUCUGUGACUUUAGCAAUGAAAGCACUUGUUUGUGAGCACAAACUACUCAUGAAAUAACACUAGAUUCUUACUUUCCUUCAGUCUUUGGGGUUGUAAAUAAAGUGCAUCUUGGGAGAGCUUUGGUGGUUUUCUCCAGCAGGGUUGGGGUGGGGGUGAGUAAACCUUCCUUUGAUUUGCUGUUGCAGGUCUCUGUGGGGUUUAAGCUGGAUGCCUGCUCUCUGAGCUCCUGGAGGGAAAGAGGAAUCCUUUACAGGAGCAGAGAAUUAGUCUUUAUCUCACUCAGUGACCCUGAAAUCACCUCAUCUCUUUUCUCCCUGUUUCCAACUGAAAUGGGUCUUAAUCCUUAUGGCUUGGUUUGGAAUUUAGCUAAUAGGAGAAGGCUCCACUGUGCAGUGGGAUUUAUAGGCGCACAGAAUUGCAUCCCCACCCCUGCAGGGAAGGGUGCCCCUCUGUGUUGCAGAACAGAAUAUUCAGUUGUGGCUAUGGCAUUAGUGCCAAUUCUACAGUGCAACAGUAGGGCUAGGAAAGACUAGGUCAAGCCUGGCUUCUUGACUAAAGCAGGUGUCAGAACCAGCAGCACACUGCCCCAGUGAGAGCAUGGUGGGAUGGGAUAUUCAGGACACUUCUAAUGGUGACACAAGUCAACAACAGCGUUUUAAACUGUACAAGUAAAAAUCACAUCCCCAGGGACUUAUCAGUGUAAAAAGACACAGCAGGAAAAGCCGUUCUGCACUUUUUCGUCUGUCAUGCAGUUUAAAAAUAAAUAAAUAAAGGUUCUUGGCAAGGCAACCACGUGCCUCAGCAUAGAGGAGUGGGGAAGUGGGGCUGUCUCAAAACAGAGUUCAGGGCUGAACGCCGUUAAGAGGUAAGGUGCCCUUUAUACUUCCAGGAGGGAAGCAAAGAAAACAGGAGAACCUUGCUUGACAGCUCUUUAGGAAUUGUGCUCUCCUGUGUUCUAAACCCAACUGAUGGCAACCUUGAGAAGGUGGGAGACAACUUGGAGCAGGUAUGGAUGAGCACAGGGCCUGCAGGCCUGUUUCUAUUCAAGUGCUAUUCUAACAGGAAUGGAUCCAUUUGCAGGACACUUGCUCCUGGGGGAAGCUCCACUGGAGGAUGUGUAUGCACCAUAUACUCUUGACCAGUGACUGUAAAUAUCAGUGUUGCAGUGCCACACGUGGAGCUCCAGGUGAGGGCACACAGGGAGGUGUAGACCCACUGCUGCUCCAGUUCCUUCUCAUGAAACCUGGCAGACUCUGCCCCUGAGGGGAAGAAGAGCAGGAGGUAGAACACCCUGACACAUAAAACAGCUUGAAGCACUCACAGCUAGGUAGCCUUUCUGUGACCGGAGGGGUGCUCCAGUGUAGGAGCUUCCCAAGCAGUAGGUCAACACGGAGGUGGGUGGUGAAUUGAAGAGCUGUCACCCAACGUCAUGUCAGUUCUGGAUGCAGGUCUGCUGGUGUAAUGUUUGACAAAUGUGUGAACCAAGGAGCACGUUGCAGCCCUGCAGCUUUCUGAGAUGGCGAUGGCUAUAGCAGUGGACUGAGCCUUCACUUGCUGAGGGGGAUAUUUCACAGCAAAUCAAGAUACAAUCAAACCCUCUUGGACAGGCUUAGGGGAAAUCAGCUGACCUCUUAUCCUUUUCACCAAGGAUACAAAGAGCCUUAAUGCUGGCAGGGUAGAUGGCAAGGGCCCUACUUACAGCUAAUGUUUGGAGACAAGCUUCCUCCCUCAAGGUGGGGGCUUAGCCAUUUGCUGGUAUUUUAUCCUAUCUUGGUUGGUGUGAAAUUCCAACAAGUCUUUAGGGAGGAAUCAAGGACUGGGGGGGGCAGCAUGACCUUGUCGUGCUAGCACGUAGUGGAUCUGUCAUGAGCCCCGCGUUCUCGCAUUCUGAGCUGACAGCGCUCAGAAGUAAGUCUUGAGGAUGAGACAGCAGGGAGUUUGCAACUGCUGGUAAACCACUGAAGUAUCUGUGUGAGGGGAGAUGUACCAGUACCACAGCCAUGCUGCACAGUUUACAUAAUACAUGGCUGUGCUGUUGUCCAGCGUUACUCUGCCAGAGGGGCCCUUUCGGUCAUGAAGUGAGCGCGGACAUGGGUAGUGGCCUUCCCUUAGUUCCAGGAUGUUGAGUUGGAGUGAUGGCUCAUGUGAGGACCAUUUUCCCUGUGCUGUGGCACCCCACCCAAAAAAGGCAUCCAGUGUGAAGACUUUUUGAGGGUGGCAGACUGGGAUUUCCACACCAACCUUCAGAGGAUCUUUCCACCUAAGAGGCUAGUACUCAGGAAGCCAUAGUGAUGUGUUUGGAGCAUACAUAAUCCUGAGCAAGGCCUGACCAUCUGCAAUGCAGCCUUGCAUCUGGCAUAAUGAAUGUGGAGGCCAACAUGGCCUAGGAGUUGUAUGUAGGGAAGUCCAAGUGGUUUCUGUGGCUUUCAGUGCCCUUGAGGUGGGCAUCUUGAGCUUAGAUGCAUCUGCUAGAGGUGUCAAAUAGUACCAAGCAAGGUACUUCUUGAGUAGGUGGUGGUAGGCUAUGCCAGGGUCUCUGGCAGAAGAAAGUGGCUUUCUUCUUUCAGAGGCCUUCAGCGUGAACCUGAGUCUGGCGGGCACUGGUAUGGCCUGAGAGGUUGAGGCUGAUGUUAAGGCAAGUGUUCCUUGAGGAGUUUCAGUCUCGCCCCUCUAUCCUUGUGAGACCCACCAUUAAACCCCCAGGCAGACUUUACACUUGGACGGGACAUGAGAUUUUGUGAGGCACCACAGACACCUAUAGGUCCUAUCACUGUAAGGAAAAGACCUGUGGCAGCUCUGGCAGGGCUGGAACCUUGGAGUUUUAAGCAUAAUCUGGGUAAGUGCCAUAGACCACAAAGGCUGAAGGGGCAAGAAUCUCAGAGUGCUCUACCCCCCCUCCAAGUUGUGCAGCAACUAAGAGGAAAAAACCCAAACCUAAUAGGCUAGGAAGCAGCUGUCAAUGCAGUUCCUCCCACUUGAGCUGCAGCAGUUAAGAAGUGGCGUGGUGAUGGGUCAUCUGGGAGCAGAAGACCUUACACUUCACAAGCACUCACCCACCGACCCAGUUAUUUACAAUCGCUGGUCAAGAGUGCAGAGCCCCCAUAAGGGCACAUAACUGGAUCUCCAACUCCCAACCAGAGGGCAGCACCCUCCCCUCUACAUUGGUAAAAUGUCUUCCCCUUGGUUCAGUCUUGGAGAAAUGGAGGUGGGUUAAAAUCUGUCCUCACUGUCUGGGCAGAGAGAAACUUGCUCUUCGUGGGCAUGUGGCUAGUCCCCCCUCCGUGUGUGGAAAUGUCCCGGCAGCACCACUCAUGUUUACCCACUCUCCAUGAACAAAAUGCUACAGCAUUUGAAAGCAAGACAGAGCAUGCUGGGAAGGGGACACUGCUGUAGGUGCAAAGAAUGCACCAGGAGAGUUAGGAUUCUUCCUCCUCACUUCCUGUGCCUCCAUUUCAAAGACAAAAGGUGAAAGGUGCUCAGCCUGCAAGGGCUGGGAUGGCCUUGUAUCACUGCCUACAAGACAGACCUUUUGAUCAUGUUUUUUCUUUAUUUUUUAAUAAAAUGUUUCUUUCCACGUAUUUAUAACUGAAAAAAUAAUUCAAUGUAAGGAUUCAUUCUCUCCCCCGUUAACUCUUCACUCUUGUCCUUUUCCAGUUGAGUGUUCAUGCUGGAGCCUAUUGCCUCAGACUGUGCUGAUCACCCCUUGUUGGUGCUGCAUA
Molecule: messenger RNA, 7084 nt
Organism: Mauremys mutica (yellowpond turtle)
Lineage: Eukaryota; Metazoa; Chordata; Testudines; Geoemydidae
Gene: SGSM3
Product: small G protein signaling modulator 3
Exons: 22
Coding region: 127-2388 (753 amino acids)
Molecular function (GO): protein binding
Source: RefSeq, a predicted model, not a curated record